CCGAAAAACUACUUCAAAAGAAAUCUAGUUAUCAGUAUUUAAUUAUGGCCAUUGAAGAUUGUAAUAAACAAUUUAAAAGUUUGCUUUAGCCCAUCCAUUUUAAGAAUGCAGGCCUGGACCGCAGCUCAAGGGCCAAGGGAGCUCACCAGCUACAAGACUGGAGAGCAAGCAGGAAUAGCGGGGGCGCCAGGUGACAAAGGGCGCUUCAGUGGAUCUCGCCCAGCUGACAGUCCCAAGAUGACUUCCUCUGACGGGGAAGAGCUGAUCAACAAGACCGAGGGGCGCAAUAAAUACCAGAAGCCUCGCGCUCAGUCACCCCAGCCUGAGAGAAGAGCAGAGAGAAAGAGAGACGCAGCCUUCCCUUCUCAAAGCUCACGCCAAACCCCCAUCGCAGCCCUUUCGAAUCUGCUCCUUCUGCCGCCAAAGCGCCGAGCAACCGCUUCACCUGUCCUAGACGCGCGCUCGCCACCUCCGACCGGCACCUGCUGUGGCAAACCCCGAACAGCCCCAAACGGCUGCUCGCUGGCUCAGCUGUUUUUCGCGUCUCGCUCCCUGCCACACGUCCGCCGCCAGCGCCGGACCAUGGAACCGCUCCAGCUGAACCUGCAGGGCUACCAAAACGGGGACUUGGAUCCCAGUUGCCUCUUCGAUGUGCAGAGCGGCGGCCAGAUGCGGAGAAUGUCUCUGAAGUUCCAGCGUCCGGCGGUGGACGAGAAAGGCCACUGCGCUCGAGAAGCGGAAGAAAUAGAGCGACUCCCGGUUCUGGAGGCCGCCUACAGCACCAUCCUACAGGGUUUGGGCGAAAACCCGGGUAGGCAAGGGCUGUUGCUGACGCCUCGGAGGGCGGCUAAAGCCAUGCAGUUUCUCACCAAGGGCUACUAUGAAUCCGUCGAAGAGAUACUCAAUGAUGCUGUUUUUGAUGAAGAUCAUGAUGAGAUGGUUAUCGUAAAAGGCAUUGAUAUGUUUUCUCUUUGUGAGCAUCACUUGGUUCCUUUCUUUGGCAAGGUACACAUUGGAUAUUUACCAAGGAAGAAAGUAGUUGGAUUAAGUAAACUUGCAAGAAUUGUUGAAAUGUUUAGCCGAAGGCUCCAAGUCCAGGAGCGACUUACAAAACAGAUUGCUUUAGCAAUUACUGAAGUUCUGAAACCUGUUGGAGUGGCUGUGGUGAUAGAAGCUUCACACAUGUGCAUGAUCAUGAGGGGGGUUCAGAAAAUGAACAGCACAACAGUCACUAGCACUAUGCUCGGCAUCCUCCGAGAAGAUUCAAAAACAAGGGAGGAAUUUCUUGCCUUGAUCAAGAAUUAAACAGCAGCAGCUUGCGGUUAUAUCAGUGAUUUGGAGCAUACACAAUUGAUUAAUAUAAUUGCCUUAUGUGAGCCAUUGUUUUAGAAGCUGUGUAAUUUAAAAACGAGAAAGCAGAGUUCACAAUUGUACCACAGCUUUGUUCCCAUUUUUGCAUAAUACCCUUAAUAGCCUUCUACAAUUGGCUCCCUUGGAAAUGGCAGUCUUAGCACUUCUGAAGUGUGUAAGUUUGAGGAAAGACACUCAAGAAUUGUGUUGAAAUAUUAUAUCAAUAAAUUGGUUUUAUUCAUAUGGCAGCAUAUAUGACGUGAUCACACAGAUCUCCUUGCAUAAAGUAAGAGACAUAUCCCGCUUCCCAAAUGAAAAUGAUAUAUAACAUUACUGUCCCAACCCGAAGCCCAUCAGAGAUACUAGACUUUAAGUCCCAUAUUGUUUUAGGACUAAGGGAAUUAGUUCAAACAACUGGAGGAUACUAAAUUGGGGAAGGUUGGUUUUGGUACUCUUUAAAAGUUUGGAGACCUAUGGCUCCAGUGAUGUCAUUCUGCAAACAAAGCCAUAGAGAGAAAAAUAAAUGAUGAUUGCAAAAUAGUAAAGCUAAAAAAUAUAAGUCUCAUGCAGGGCAUUUCUCUGUUGUUAUAAUUCCUUAAGUUUCACAGAGCUACCUCUAGCUUGCAGUCGUUGCUACUUCCUUUUUUAGAGAAAACCACAAGAACAUUGAUGUCCUAACAAGUUCCACCUUCUAGGGAUCAAAGGCUAGAUGUUUAUUCUUGGCAAUUAUAAUCUAGAAAGAAGUAUGGUAUACUAAAGUCUAGUUAAAAAAGAAAAACUAUUAUUUCAUAUUUGGUGCAAAGAUUGAAACUGAUUAGGCAGGACCCAGUGUUUUCCUGACUAAACAGAACCAUACAUUAAUAUGGUGUCUUCCAAAUCUAUUAAAACAAAACAAAAACAGUCAAAUACCUGCUGAGGUGGGAGGAAAAAGCUUAGAACUUAAACCCUAGAAUAUUGACUUAUGCAAGGGAUUUAUUUCAUGUGUGCUGCGUAAUAUAUGGUUUUAUUUUUUCCUUAAUAAAAAGAUUAAUCAUGCCAUGUUUCCAGAAAAGGGUGAGUGUUUGGAUUGCUGAGAUUUACAUCUAUGCCUGGUAAAACUUUAUAUAUAUUUGAU
Crotalus tigris (Tiger rattlesnake) is the source of this 2464-nucleotide messenger RNA. Its product is annotated as GTP cyclohydrolase 1-like. Gene Ontology annotation, molecular function: zinc ion binding; GTP cyclohydrolase I activity; GTP binding. The record is from RefSeq and is a predicted model, not a curated record. The coding region runs from base 106 to 1305 and encodes 399 amino acids. The transcript has 7 exons. Gene Ontology annotation, biological process: tetrahydrofolate biosynthetic process; tetrahydrobiopterin biosynthetic process. Lineage: Eukaryota; Metazoa; Chordata; Lepidosauria; Squamata; Viperidae. Gene Ontology annotation, cellular component: cytoplasm.